Messenger RNA from Stegodyphus dumicola, 1581 nucleotides. Its product is annotated as ankyrin repeat domain-containing protein 61-like. Gene Ontology annotation, cellular component: BRCA1-A complex; BRCA1-BARD1 complex. NCBI's taxonomy places the organism in Eukaryota, Metazoa, Arthropoda, Arachnida, Araneae, Eresidae. The record is from RefSeq and is a predicted model, not a curated record. Gene Ontology annotation, molecular function: ubiquitin-protein transferase activity; protein binding. Gene Ontology annotation, biological process: intracellular signal transduction; protein K6-linked ubiquitination.
UCUUGAAAGGAAUUUUGGUUUCCUAAAAUUUGGCAACAGUGUUUCUAGGUUUUCGAGGCGUCGAGACAUUUAAUUCAGGCGCUUAACUUGUUGUCGUUUAUCUAGAUUUUGACAUAAGUGGAUGAAACAUACAAAUUUAUUGUUAGCAGUUAAAAAAAAAAAAAGAGUGAAAAGUAUCAUGUAAUUCCCUAAAUAGAAUUUAGAAUUUCCAUUUCCUCUUCACAUUCUAAAUUCUUUUGCAGUAACUGGACGUCUCUCCGAAAAAAGUAAUGGUUACAGAUAUUUACAUGAAAAAUAAAAAAGAUAAGGGGCAUUUGCAUUUGAAAGGGAAAGUUGCAUUGUUGUUCAAGAAGUUGUCAUCUUUAAAAUCCGUUCUGGGGAUUGGAAGAUCAACAUUAACAAUGCCUGAAGAAGUCCGAGAAUUUCAUAUUGCUGUGAUGCGAAAUGAUAUUGCAAAAGUACAGGAGCUUGUAGAUGCUGGAAUUGAUGUUAACUAUCCCUGGAUGAAUGCAGAAUCUCCAAGUAUUAAAGAUGGUAGUACUCCACUAUGUGAAGCUGUAUCCUUGAACCAUCACUCAAUUGUGCAGAAAUUGAUCGAUUCAGGAGCAAUUGUUAACAAGCCAGACUAUUUUGGUUGCACUCCUCUUCACAAAUCCUCUUACCAUGGAAGAGCUACUCUCACUGCAGUUCUAAUUAAUGCAGGUGCAGAAGUAAAACUUUAUGAUCACAACUUGAAUACUCCUCUUCAAGUAUGUACUCAGAGUUCAGUUGUUCAUAAUAAUGUUGAUACAGCGCGGGUUUUGAUAGAAGCAGGAGCAGAUGUGAAUGCACCUAAUCGUUUUGGAAAAAUAGCUCUUCAUUAUGCGGCAAUUUGGGGCUUAGGAGAAAUGACUGAUGUUUUGAUAAAGGCAAACUCUUCUAUAGAUUAUAUUGAUUUGAAAAGAAAAACUCCUUUGUAUUGCUGUAUUCGGUCAAUUAACGUAUUUGACCGAGAACAAGAAUUGUUUGAGCAGUAUCUUCCAUCAGCUAAAGGAAAUUCGUCUAUGAAUCAAGCCGAUUUAAAAAUGGGAUUUCCAAUGUAUUGCUGUAUAAGGCAAGUUUCUGGAAUUGAUCGGGAGCAGGAAUUAUUUCAACAGCGUCUGCCUGCUAUCAAGGUGUUGAUAAUGUCUGGAUGUGACCCUUUGAAUUUAGCGACAUGGCUUUAUAAACACAGUAUUUUAUCUGAAAUGUUUCACAUGGAUGAAGAAUUUUACUCAUGGUACUCUUCAUCUCGGCCAGAAAGUCUCAAGCACCUUUGCCGUGAAGCAGUUCAAAGACAUUUUAAUGAUGAUACCAUUAAAAAUGUAAAACUCCUACCUUUACCUACAACUAUAAUUGAAUAUUUAAUGAGAAGACUUCUGUAAAAUUUAAGAUACUGAGUAGUGUACUUGUUAGGGAUUUUUUUUUCACUUUUGAAGUGUACAAAAGCAUAUUCAAAAUUUGAAUAGUAUUUUACUUAAGUUACAGAAAAAUUAGUUUGAAAAAUUUUUUGUUUUCGUAUGUAAUUACUCAUUAUUUUAAAAAUGAAGUAUUUAAAUUUCA